AUGGAUUCUCUCAUCGCGAAAGCCGACGCACUAGGACCCGUUGCGAAAAGACGAAAGAUAUACAAGGACGAACAUAGGAAGAAGUCGAAUGGGUCAUCAUCUCGCUCUGCCGCUCCGAGCGACCUUACGGCGGGUUCAGUGUCCAUUCGUACAUCUGUACCCAAGUCCCUUCGACCCACAUCCCCCCCUCCGGAGAAUGUGCCAAAAUAUUCUCAUAUAAAGGACAGGAAAUUACGCACCCAGCUUACACGGCAAUCCACCUGGUCUGCUCGCAAUAAGGUAUUACUUAAAGAUGCAGAGUUACUUUUGACGGAAGAAGUGGGGAGGAUAGACGUAGAUGGAGAGAUGGAGAAGACAUGGAGGGUAAGUCAAGACGAAGUGAUAAAUGCUGCAGGUCAGGAGGCGGCGAGGGGAAGGAAAGAGUGGACUUUAGAUGGUGGCCCAUACCGCUCAAAGUAUACCCGGAAUGGCAGGCACAUAGCCGUUGUAGGUCGAAAAGGACAUGUCGCUACGUUUGACUGGCAAGCUGGCGUUCUACAUACGGAGUUACAGCUGAGAGAGACGUGUAGAGAUAUAACAUUCUUGCACGACCAUUCUCACUUUGCCGUUGCACAACAGAAAUAUGUUUAUAUCUAUGAUCGAGACGGCGUCGAGCUACACCAACUCAAAUCUCAUAUAGAGCCGACACGGCUCGAGUUCCUACCGUUUCACUGGCUGCUUGCAAGUGUCGGCAAUUCUGGAUACCUGAAGUACCAGGAUACCUCUACCGGUCAGCUCCUCGUUGAACAUCGCACCAAGCUUGGCGCGUGUACGACUAUGACUCAAAACACGCAUAAUGCUGUCAUUCACCUGGGACACCAGAAUGGUACCGUCACGCUCUGGACUCCCAAUCUGCCAUAUCCGGCUGUCCGGCUUCUGUCACAUCUAGGGCCUGUCGUCAGUGUCAGCGUAGAUCCAAGUACUGGUGGGAGAUACAUGGCUUCCGCAGGGCAGGAUGGGACUGUAAAGGUCUGGGAUUGCCGAAAUUGGAAGGGUGCAGUGCGUCAGUGGAAUGCGAGAGGAGGGGGCGGUGAGUUGGAGUGGAGCCAGAAAGGCACAUUGGCAGUGACAACAGGCGGGAGUGUGAAUAUUUACACAAAGCCUUCCAUACAAGCUUCUUUCGCCGGGACAGUCUCUCCCCCUCUAUACCUAACGCAUCCGAUCCCGCACAGGCCAUUAUCGUCAGCGAGAUUUUGCCCGUUCCACGAUAUACUUACAGUUGGCCAUUCUGCCGGUCUCUCGAGCAUUCUUGUGCCUGGCUCCGGAGAGCCGAACUUCGACAGCGCAGAGGCCGAUCCGUUCGAGAACAAGAAAGCGCGACGGGAGAGGGAGAUCAAGAGUCUCUUGGAUAAGAUACAACCAGAUAUGAUCACGCUGGACCCUGAGUUCAUUGGGUCUCUUGCUCCUCCUCCCAAACUUUCUACUGCUGUCGAAGGAGUUCACGAUGUUCCUUUUGCACGCCUUCCUCGGUUGGAGCGAUUGCGCGUGCAGGGAAAAGCUGACGAAACGGAAGGUGAUGACCCAGUGGAUGACGAGGGUGACGAGGCUAGGCCCUCAAAAAAAUCCUCGCACGAAGAGAAAGAGAAAAAGAAGAUGCGUGGAAAGAAUAAAAGUCUCAAACGGUAUCUACGCAAGCAGCGGAAGAAUGUUAUUGACCCUCGUGCGAUCGCCGUCAAAGCCAAGUUAGAGAAGGAGCGGGAAGAGAGGCGGAAAGAGAGAGCUCUUGCCAACGGCGCUGAGAAACAGAAAUCAUCAGCAUUGGAUCGUUUCAAACGCCGUACAUAG
Messenger RNA from Fibroporia radiculosa, 1824 nucleotides. RefSeq lists its product as uncharacterized. The transcript has 8 exons. Lineage: Eukaryota; Fungi; Basidiomycota; Agaricomycetes; Polyporales; Fibroporiaceae. The record is from RefSeq and is a predicted model, not a curated record. Gene Ontology annotation, biological process: maturation of SSU-rRNA from tricistronic rRNA transcript (SSU-rRNA, 5.8S rRNA, LSU-rRNA). Bases 1 to 1824 code for a protein of 607 amino acids. Gene Ontology annotation, cellular component: 90S preribosome; nucleolus; small-subunit processome. Gene Ontology annotation, molecular function: protein binding.